CCGUGUCACAUGAUAAGUGUUUUUGAACAAGUAGUAGGAGGGGAAGUAGAGCACUUUCUACUGUAGUUAGUUACCAUAUAUCCAAACAACACAGAAACAGUUUCCCAUUGCCUCAUCGUGUGAGAGAAAAACAAGGUGUUGAAUUUAAAGUCACUGUCUUUCGGACUUUCACACUAUGGCAAGCGGAUCGGUAUCGGGGUGCAAGGAAUACUUGUUCAAAGUCCUUGUCAUCGGGGAGUUAGGUGUGGGGAAAACCAGCAUCAUCAAAAGAUACGUCCAUCAGUUAUUCUCCCAACACUACAGAGCGACGAUUGGGGUCGAUUUUGCGCUCAAAGUUAUCAACUGGGACAGCAACACGCUGGUGAGGUUACAACUAUGGGAUAUCGCAGGUCAGGAGCGAUUCGGGAACAUGACGCGGGUGUACUACAAGGAGGCGGUGGGAGCAUUCGUGGUGUUUGACGUGAUGAGGGGAUCCACUUUUGAGGCAGUGUCCAAAUGGAAGCACGACUUGGACAGCAAGGUGAAACUGGCCAACGGGAGCCCUAUACCCUCAGUGCUGCUUGCCAAUAAGUGUGACCAGAAGAAAGAGAGCUCCAACAACACUUCCCUCAUGGACAACUUCUGUAAAGAGACUGGCUUCCUGGGCUGGUUCGAGACCUCAGCCAUGAUUCCUCCCAUGCCAGAAGUCUGAUGAUGAUGAUGUAGCCUAUAGCUGUUUGCUGUGACAACAUCAACGUGGACGAGGCAGCUCGGUUCCUGGUGGAGAACAUCCUGCUGAAUGACAAGGGCCUGCCAUACGAGGAGAGCAACGGAGACCCCAUCAAGCUCGACCAGGAGACAGUGGCUGCUGAGAGCAAGCCAGGCUGCUGCUAGCUCUGAGGACUCUGCAUCCACCUUCUACUACUGCAUCCACCUUCCUCCCACUUGAUCGAUCAAUCAAUCAAUCAAAUGUAUUUAUAAAGCCCUUUUUACAUCUGCCGAUGUCACAAAGUGCUAUACAGAAACCCAGCCUAAAACUCCAAACAGCAAGCAAUGCAGGUGUAGAAGCCGGUGGCUAGAAAAACACCCUAGAAUGGAAUGAACCUAGAAAGAAACCUAGUGAGGAACCAGGCUCUGAAGGGUGGCCAGUCCUCUUCUGGCUGUGCCCGGGUCGAGAUUAUA
Messenger RNA from Salmo salar (Atlantic salmon), 1161 nucleotides. Its product is annotated as ras-related protein Rab-32. NCBI's taxonomy places the organism in Eukaryota, Metazoa, Chordata, Actinopteri, Salmoniformes, Salmonidae. Gene Ontology annotation, cellular component: trans-Golgi network; phagocytic vesicle; Golgi apparatus. Gene Ontology annotation, biological process: endosome to lysosome transport; phagosome-lysosome fusion. The record is from RefSeq and is a predicted model, not a curated record. Gene Ontology annotation, molecular function: GTP binding; GTPase activity.